ACAUUGCACCUUCUCAGUCAAACACCAACAGAAUCCUUUCAAAGCAACUUCAGCGUGGAGCCUACCUAAAGACUUGCUGAACAUACAAUAGAUACAAAGACCUGGGGGAUCUUAGUGAACGUACAUGUAAGUGAAUGAAUAGAUGCACUGACCUAUGUUUAACUGUGGGAAUGGGAUACACGCAUUCCGCCCCUUGGGUCAUCCCAUUCAUCGAGGGUUGAAUACUUGGAGAACGUGGAGCUGGGAGCCCAGUCUGGCGUUAAACCAGAACAGGAAGGGGUGUGGUUCAAGCUAGUCCCUCCACAACUCCGUUCGCCCCUCUUUCGCUUCCAUGAAGGUUCUCAGCUAAGAACCAGGAAUGAUCGGACGUGUCCUUUUGUUCUGUCUGUGUAUACUUGCGUGUCACAUUGACCUGUCUCACCAACAAGGUCCUAUUGUCAAUGGUGGAUUCUCGCAGUGGACCGACUGGACUGGUCUACCUUGUGGCGUAGCUUGCGAAACAAGAACGGACGUGAUUCGGACGCGAACAAGAAGCUGCUCCAACCCACCUCCCAGCAAUGGAGGACUCAACUGUACUGGGUCGUUUGUGGACGUUCUGUCCGCUUGCGUGGGACCUGUAAACGGCGGGUUUUCCCUGUGGUCUGAAUGGACUGACCCUUCCUGUGGCAUCACCUGUGGCUCCACCGACGGUGUCAUCAGGUCACGAACCAGAAGCUGCACAAACCCCGUUCCCAGAAAUAGCGGACUGUUGUGUUUUGGGGAUGUAGUGCAGACGUCUGUCAAGACGUGUAGCUUCCCUGCUUGUCGAGUGAAUGGUGGACUAACAGCUUGGACUCAGUGGACCGAUCCACCGUGUGGCAUCACGUGUGGACAACGAUCAGAUGUCAUGCGGACACGCACCAGGAGCUGUUCCAAUCCACUCCCCAGCAAUGGAGGACGUGACUGCACGGGGUCUUUGGUGGAGAUUUUGCAGAAAACCUGUUUAUUCCCCGCUUGUGUUGUGAAUGGUGGUUUGACGCCAUGGUCCCAGUGGAGUGGACCACCUUGUAACUUGACCUGUGGAGCUAAGAACGAUGUGGUUAGAACUAGAACCAGAAGCUGCACCAACCCUGCCCCAAGUAAUGGCGGACUGAACUGCACCGGACCCUUCGUUGAAGUUAAAGCUUCGUGUGUCGUCCCUGUCAAUGGAGGAUUCACUCAGUGGACGCAGUGGACUAACCCUUCCUGUGGCAUCACCUGUGGCUCCACCAGCAGUGUGUUUAGGUCAAGGACAAGAAGUUGCACCAACCCCAUCCCCACUAAUGGCGGCCUGCAGUGCUCCGGGGAUAGUGUUGAAACAUUGGUCAAGACGUGUGUCUUCCCAGGGUGCCCGGUUGACGGUGGCCUGACGUUCUGGACACAGUGGAUUAAUCCACCUUGCGGCAUCAGUUGUGGAACAAGAACUGACUUGACACAAACACGGACCAGGAGCUGCACCAACCCUCCUCCCAGCAACGGAGGACAAGGCUGCACUGAUCUUUUAGUUGAGGUCGAACCGAGAAACUGUGACUUUGCUGCUUGCAUUGUGAACGGCGGCUUCACACUGUGGACUCAGUGGACCAACCCACCGUGCGGCAUCACCUGUGGAAGAAGUACUGAAAUACGCACACGAACCAGAAGCUGCACCAACCCUGCCCCCAGCAAUGGAGGGACACCCUGUACCGGUCCUAUCAUAGACAUUUUACCAAAAAGCUGUGAUUUCACACCUUGUGUUGUCGCUGUCAACGGAGGAUUCACCCAAUGGACUCAAUGGACCACCCCUUCCUGUGGCAUCACCUGUGGCUCCACCAACAGCCUUGUCAGGUCACGAACCAGAAGUUGCACCAAUCCCGUUGCCAGUGAUGGUGGACAACAAUGCAUUGGAAAUACAAUUGAAACGUUGUCUCAGCCUUGUGUCUUUAGUGCCUGUCGAGCCCCAGUGAAUGGUGGGCUGACCCAGUGGACCACGUGGACCAAUCCCGUGUGUGGCAUAACGUGUGGGGUGGGAGCCUCUGUCAGCAGAACAAGGGACAGGACCUGCACCAACCCUGCUCCAGCUAACGGAGGACAAGUCUGCACUGGUCCUUUCGUUCAGGUUUUAGCCCAGACAUGUUCAUUCUCACCCUGUGCCGUCAAUGGAGGAUUCACCCAGUGGAGUCAAUGGACUAACCCUACCUGUGGCAUCAGCUGUGGUUCCACUAACAGUGUUGUUAGGUCACGGGACAGAAGCUGCACAAAUCCUGUAGCCAGUAACGGAGGCCAAUCCUGCACUGGAGAUCGAGUUCAGACGUUGAUUCAGACUUGUGUCUUUAGUCCCUGUCCAGUGAAUGGUGGCCUCACACAAUGGACCCUGUGGAUCGAGCCUCCUUGUGGCAUCAAUUGUGGAACAAGAACCGAUGUCCUGCGCACAAGAAGUAGAAGCUGCAGCAACCCUGCCCCGAGCAAUGGUGGACUUGCCUGUAAUGGGCCUUUUGUGGAGACUGCACAGAAAGCAUGUGCUUUCUCCCCUUGUGUUGUCAAUGGUGGUUUGACUCAAUGGACUCAAUGGACUAAUCCUGCGUGUGGCAUCACCUGUGGCUCCACCAACAGCCUUGUCAGGUCACGAACCAGAAGCUGCACCAACCCUGCUCCCAGUAACGGCGGACAACAAUGCCUUGGAAAUACAGUUGAAACGAUCCUGAAGUCGUGCGUUUUAAGUGCAUGUCUGGUAAACGGUGGCUUCACACUGUGGACUGAGUGGACCAACCCACCGUGCGGCAUCACGUGCGGAUCACGUACUGAUGUCACACGUACAAGAACGAGGAGCUGCACCAACCCCGCCCCGAGCAAUGGAGGACAGUCGUGCACGGGUCCUAUACAGGAUUCACAAUCGACACAAUGUUCGUUCUCUCCAUGUCCAGUGAACGGUGGCCUCACACUAUGGACUCAGUGGACGGAUGCUUCUUGUGGCAUCACUUGUGGAACUAGAAUUGACGUUGUACGUACCCGCACCAGGAGCUGCACCAACCCCCCGCCCAGAAAUGGAGGACAAGUCUGUACUGGAACGUUGAUAGAGAAUGUGCCAAUAAUCUGUGUUUUCCCUGCCUGUGAUACUCCGAUAAAUGGAGGAUUCACCCAGUGGACCCAAUGGAACACCCUUUCCUGUGGCAUCACCUGUGGCUCCACCAACAGCCUUGUCAAGUCACGGAGCAGAAGCUGCACAAACCCUGUUCCUAGGUUUGGUGGACAACAAUGCUUUGGGGAUAGACUCCAGACUAAUCUCCAACCGUGUGUUUUUAAUCCCUGCCCAGUGAACGGUGGCCUUACACAAUGGACCCAGUGGACCAAUCCACUUUGUGGCAUCACGUGUGGAAUCAGAACCGAUCUCGCACGUACACGGACCAGAAGCUGCUCCAACCCCGCUCCCAGCAAUGGCGGCUUGCCCUGCAGUGGACCUCUCGUUGACGUGUUACCUCAAAACUGUUCCUUCACGCCUUGUCCCGUGAACGGUGGUGUCACGCUAUGGACUCAGUGGACGAAUGCUACUUGUGGCAUCACUUGUGGAACGAGAACUGAUGUUGUACAUAGCCGCACUAGGAGCUGCACCAACCCCCCACCCAGCAAUGGAGGACAAGGCUGCAUUGGAGCGUUGAUAGAGAAUGUGCCAAUAAGCUGUGUUUUCCCAGCUUGUGAUACUCCGAUAAAUGGAGGAUUCACCCAGUGGGCUCAAUGGACCACCCCUUCCUGUGGCAUCACCUGUGGCUCCACCAACAGCCUUGUCAGGUCACGAACCAGAAGCUGCACCAACCCUCUUCCUAGGUUUGGUGGACAGCAAUGCAUUGGAGGAACACUUGAAACUGUAGCACAGCCAUGUGUCUUUAAUCCUUGCCCAGUGAACGGUGGCCUGACAUUAUGGUCUCAGUGGACGAAUGCUUCUUGUGGCAUCACUUGUGGAACCAGAACAGAUGUUGUACGUAGCCGCAUCAGGAGCUGCACCAACCCCCCGCCCAGCAAUGGAGGACAAGGCUGCACUGGAAACUUGGUUGAAACUGGGCAAAAAAAUUGUGUUUUCCCAGCUUGUAAUACUACGAUAAAUAGAGGAUUCACCGAGUGGACUCAAUGGACCACCCCUUCCUGUGGCAUCACCUGUGGCUCCACCAACAGCCUUGUCAGGUCACGAACCAGAAGAUGCACCAACCCUCUUCCUAGGUUUGGUGGACAACAAUGCAUUGGAGAAACACUUGAAACUGUGGCACAGCCAUGUGUCUUUAAUCCUUGCCCAGUGAACGGUAGCCUUACAUUAUGGUCUCAGUGGACGAAUGCUUCUUGUGGCAUCACUUGUGGAACGAGAUCCAACGUGGUACGAACACGUACCAGGAGCUGUACCAACCCAGCCCCCAGCAACGGAGGGAUAGCAUGCACUGGAUUAAUGGUGGAGAGUUUGCAGAAGAGCUGUGUUUUCUCCCCCUGUCCUGUAAAUGGUGGCCUAACGGGUUGGAGUGUGUGGACGAAUGCUUCUUGUGGCAUCACUUGUGGAACGAGAACUGAUGUGGCACUUACACGAUCCAGGAGCUGCACCAACCCCCCGCCCAGCAAUGGAGGACAAGCUUGCACCGGAACUUUAGUUGAGACAGUACCGAAAAGCUGUGUGUUCCCUGCUUGUGAUACUCCAAUUAACGGAGGACUAACCCAGUGGAAUCAAUGGACUAACCCACCCUGUGGUAUCACAUGCGGCUCCACGUUCAGCGUGUACAGGUUACGGAGCAGAAGCUGCACCAACCCCACUCCAAGGUUCGGUGGGCAGCAGUGCUUUAACGACACAGUCCAAACAGUGCUUAAACAAUGUGUCUUCAAUGCCUGCACGGUGAACGGCGGUCUAACAGCCUGGACCCAAUGGACGGAACCAAUUUGUGGCACCACUUGUGGAACAAGAAAUGACGUCAUACGUACACGCACCAGAAGCUGCACCAACCCUCCUGCCAGCAAUGGUGGACAAACAUGCAUUGGUCCUUUUGUGGAGUUUUUGCAGAGAAACUGUGUUUUCGCACCUUGUAUUGUUAAUGGCGGUUUUAACCAGUGGACACAAUGGACCAAUCCGUCGUGCAGCAUCACGUGUGGAACUGGAUCCAGCGUUGUGAGGAUGAGGACCAGGGCGUGCUCAAACCCUCCACCCAGUAACGGAGGAACCUCUUGUGUUGGAGACAGGAUACAAACAUUGGCACGACCGUGCAGCCUUUCACCAUGUCUCGUCAAUGGAGGAUUCACACUUUGGACUGAGUGGACAAAUGCAUCCUGUGGCAUCAGUUGUGGAACAACAUCAAGUGUGAUCCGAACUCGAACAAGAACCUGCACCAACCCUGCACCCAGCAAUGGCGGACAAAGCUGCGUUGGCUCAUCAGUUGAGGUGUUGCCUAAGACCUGUGUGUUCGAACCUUGUGGCGUUAAUGGAAGUUUUACUCAGUGGACCCAAUGGACCAGCCCGUCCUGCGGCAUCACCUGUGGCUCCACCAACAGCCUUGUCAGGCAGCGAACAAGGAGCUGCAGAAACCCCGUUGCCAGUAAUGGCGGACAACAGUGCUUUGGAAAUACAAUUGAAACGUUGUCUCAAUCUUGUGUCUUCGCCCCCUGCCAAGUUGUCAGAAACGGUGGCUUAACAACCUGGUCUCAAUGGACCGAUCCACCUUGCGGCGUCACAUGCGGGACGGGAGACGUUUCACGUUCAAGAUUCAGGACCUGCACAAGUCCGAUCCCAAGCGGCGGAGGACAAGACUGUUCUGGCACUUUAGUGGAGGUGAUAGCAAAGAACUGUGUCCUCUCUCCCUGCGUUGCUACGGUAAAUGGAGGGUUAACCCAGUGGACGCAAUGGACAAAUCCUCCUUGUACCAUCACCUGUGGUUCCGCUAACAGCCUUGUCAGAUCCAGGUCCAGAAGCUGCACAAACCCUGUUCCCAGUAAUGGCGGUCAGUCAUGUUCUGGAGACAGAGUACAAACAUCGGCUCAGCCAUGCAUCUUUAAUUCUUGUCCAGUUAACGGUGGCCCGACGCUCUGGACACCGUGGACCAAUCCACCUUGCGGCAUCAGUUGUGGAACAAGAACUGACUUGACACGAACACGGACAAGGAGCUGCACCAACCCUCCUCCCAGCAACGGAGGACAAGGCUGCACCGGUCCAUUCCUGGAUAUAACACAGAAAACCUGUUCCUUCCCUGCUUGUGUUGUGAAUGGCGCUUAUACCGAAUGGACUCAAUGGACUGCACCUUCCUGUGGCAUCACCUGUGGCUCCACCAACAGCCUUGUCAGGUCACGAACCAGAAGCUGCACCAACCCUGCUCCCAGUAACGGCGGACAACAAUGCUUCGGUAACACGCUUGAAACAUCGAGUACCCAGUGUGUCUUCAGUGCUUGUCCAGUGGAUGGUGGCCUGACCCCCUGGACCGAGUGGACCAACCCCCCUUGCAGCAGCGCGUGUGUGAUUCGGACUCGAACCAGGAGCUGCACCAACCCACCUCCCAGCAAUGGCGGUCUGAACUGUACUGGAGCUCUGCUGGGGGUAGUGAAGAAGACAUGUGAUAACGUCCCUUGUCUCGUUCCAGUAAAUGGCAGUUUCACGCAAUGGACGGAGUGGACAGGACCUCCGUGUAGCGUCACGUGCGGAGCCGGGCCGAGCGUGGUCAGGAGGAGGUCAAGGUCGUGUACAAACCCCCCUCCAAGUAACGGAGGCAACGGCUGUUUCGGGGAUGUCUUGCAGACAAUAUCAACACCUUGCAGCUUCCCAGAAUGUGGAGGGCUCUGUACGUCAGUAACGUAUCGAGACGGCAUUGGCUACCGCUACCACCCUACUGACUGCGACAAGUACAUCCAGUGCUACAACAACCCCAAUGGCAACGUUGUUGCUAUGUACAGGAGAUGUCCGUUUGGUAAAUUCUGGAACCAAGUCACAUUCCAAUGUGACGAUUCCUGGAGAGUUGUGUGUCCACACGACAAGUGCAAGGACAACAGCACUGCGACCUUCAUCCUUCAGGGCAGCUGCCGUGCAUACUGGGAGUGUGACACUAACCUCGUGGCAGUGCCCAAGUGUUGCAGCAUGGGAUACAGCUAUGUGCAUCUCGAGGGAUGCAAGCGUAACCUCUUCUGUCAGGACCUGUGUCCCACUGCAUGUGAAGACAGGGAUCUCUGCGACAAGCGGCCCGACUGGAGCGCCAACCCAGCCACGUACAACAUGUCUGUCGGCAUUCUCGGCUGGGUACCCACCUCAUGUGCUGCCGGAACUCAGUUCGACAUCACCAACUGUGGCUGCAGUGCUCUCAACCAAUCCUGUUCGGCCUCCAACGCUGUCACCUUCACCGCGGGAAGUAGCUUAACGUCAGCCCUAGCAUCAUGGCUUGAACUCUCUAAUGUCGAGGUUUCCAACGGAAUCGCCAACUUCAACGGCAGCAGUCGGCUUGUAGCCACAGUCACCAUGCCAACUGCAACAAGCGCUGACCCUUUGAUCAUCCGCUUCCGGUAUCGUGAAUCUGGCGCUGUGUUCGGACGUCGAGUGCUGGUCAGCACAAGUGACUGUAAGAAUGGCAGCAGCCUGGUCAUUGCUGUGGACAGUUACACCAUGACCUUUGAACUGACGUCUUGGUAUAACUGGGCAGUCACGUUACCUGUGUCCAUGGCGGGCUUCUCCCGUGGCGAUUGGAAGACGGUGACGUUAUCUCACGCGGGCUAUGACAUGUUGGCUGUAGUGGAGAGCGACACGCUGAAGUAUGCUGCCAAGGUUCACGCGCCACAAUCAACCAUUAUGCAGUGUGGAGUGACAUUCGGAACAGACUCCAAGAACGAUGCGACCAACAACUUCAUUGGGCAGCUUGAUCAGUUAUCGCUGUACCAGUGUGACCCAGGCAACCUGUAUUAAUGGAUGCUACGGUGGGGGAAACACACAACAAUCAACAGACUGUGGUGUCACAUUCAACCUGAGACCAACUACGCAAUCAAAUCGGACACAGCCGUCACUCAUAUAGAAGACCUCUGUGUUUUUAUAACUUGCCCAAGAGAUGGAAGUAACUAAGAGAAAUGAAAGAGACACAUACAUGACAUUAGAACCUGUCUACGAUAUAAUUUUUACAAGAUUCAUUCCAAUCUUCUGUCAGUUAAACUGCCCGGCAAAGAAAUGAUACACCCAUGUUUGAUGGUGACUAAAAAAUAAACAAAUUGUGGAAAUACACCUGGCUGGUGAGUGGACAUGCAUAAUCAUCAUCUGACAAUGUUUGUUUUGUUUGUUUGUUGUUUAGUGUGCUAUAUUCAACAAUAUGACUACGGUCUGCAAAUCCUCAAGGUCUGGACCAGACAAUCCACUGAUUGACAUCAUGAGUAUCGAUCCACGCAGUUGGGAGCCUGACCACCCGAUCCCGUUAGUCGCCUGUUACGACAAGGAUAGUCGUCUGUUACGGCAAGCACGGGUUGCUGAAGACCUUUUCUACCCCGAUCGUAACGGGUCGGUUCAGUAAAGUUAGUAAUUUCUUGGUUAUAUCCAAUAUCCGAGUGUAUCCUUUCCUCCGCCCGGCAGUUUAGUAUCGGAUACUUUGCCGAUAUAAAAUGAAUCAUACGCAACGCCACAUUGCUCCAAUUUUCGAUUGGGUGAGUUAUUAGGUAAUGUUUGUGAGAGAGGGAAAGCGAUUUCCAAGCACAGAACUAAAAAAUGACAUUAUAUGAUAAAGAGGUUAUCACGCUUGUGUGUUUGGGGAUGGUAAAUAUCCUGCAUUAGGAAUAAACAUUGUAUUUAGCGAGCCUAUAUUACCUAUAUACUGUAUACCGAAACUUAUCUUGACAGUCUGCAUCAAUAUUAUAGUACAUACAAUUAGUUCAUACUCAUCUUAUAAAGGUUGUUCAUGUGGUCGUUGUAAAGUGUAUCAUAUUUUGUUACAAAAAUAAAGCUUUUAACAUUGUUCACUGUAUAUGCCCAUUGUUGUAGUGUAUUCAAAUAAAUUAUAUUUCAAUUAAA
Molecule: messenger RNA, 8983 nt
Organism: Haliotis rufescens (red abalone)
Lineage: Eukaryota; Metazoa; Mollusca; Gastropoda; Lepetellida; Haliotidae
Product: SCO-spondin-like
Exons: 42
Coding region: 359-7897 (2512 amino acids)
Cellular component (GO): extracellular region
Molecular function (GO): chitin binding
Source: RefSeq, a predicted model, not a curated record